Molecule: messenger RNA, 627 nt
Organism: Radiomyces spectabilis
Lineage: Eukaryota; Fungi; Mucoromycota; Mucoromycetes; Mucorales; Radiomycetaceae
Product: 60S ribosomal protein L18-A
Exons: 3
Coding region: 10-555 (181 amino acids)
Biological process (GO): translation
Cellular component (GO): ribosome; cytosolic large ribosomal subunit
Molecular function (GO): RNA binding; structural constituent of ribosome
Source: RefSeq, a predicted model, not a curated record
GGCUUAACAAUGGGUAUCGACCUUAAGCAUCAUCACGUAAAGAACACUAACCGCACUGCUCCCAAGUCGGACAACGUCUACUUGGCAUUGUUGGUCAAGCUUUACCGCUUCCUUGCCCGCCGUACCGACGCCCAGUUCAACAAAGUCGUUUUGAAGCGUCUCUUUAUGUCUCGUAUCAACCGUCCUCCCGUCACCAUCUCUCGCUUGGCUCAGAAUGCCAAGGACGGAAAGACCAUUGUCGUUGUUGGCACCGUCACUGAUGAUUCUCGUCUGCUCGAAGUGCCCAAGCUUUCCGUUGCUGCUCUUCGUUUCACCAAGACCGCCAAGGCCCGCAUCUUGAAGGCUGGUGGUGAAGUUUUGACCUUGGAUCAGUUGGCUCUCCGUGCCCCCACCGGUUCCAACACCAUCUUGGUUCGUGGUGCCAAGAACAGCCGUGAAGCCGUUAAGCAUUUCGGUAUGGGUCCUCACAAGAACAAGAAGCCCUAUGUUCGUUCCAAGGGCCGCAAAUUUGAGCGUGCUCGUGGUAAGCGUGCCAGCCGUGGCUUCAAGGUUUAAAUUACAUUUUCUGUACCAUGUUGAUACGUGUCAUAAAAGCCAAUUUCCUUUCAUUCAAAUGGAAAAACGUGA